CACCAGACCAAACUUGUUUUUUUGGCAACCAGGCAGAAGUGGCUUACAUCUUCUGCCAUGUUUUUUCCCACUUCCCAAACCAGUUUCUACUCCUGGUGGCCUCUCAAUCGAGCAUUAACCAAGUUGGGCCCUACUUCACCUUUUUUCAAGGUAAGCCAAGGAUGGGGCCAUCUAUCCAGGCCUGAAAGUUGAGUCAAACUUGACUCCUGUAUACUUUUCGUGGCAAGAACACAGAAGCGGUUGGUCGCCGCCUUUUUCCAGCACCGAGAUCUCUGUGUGGUCCCCCAUCCGAGUCCUAACCCGCCCUCGCCCUGCUGAGAACGGUGGAGCUCAGCCAAGGUUGCCGCGUUUCAUCUCUCGGCAUGGUUCAAAGAUCUGGAGGCCAAAGAUCUUUGCUGCGGGCGCCGCCCGGUCAGAAAUCAGUGAUUUAUUCGGGCAGGUGGAUCGUUGCAGUUUCAUUCUGAUCCUGAAGCAGGGAAGCGAAGCUGAACUCACCCUACAAAGGACGGCAUUUUGAAAUCCGGCCAACGGAUCAGGAGGAUUUACCCGUGUAAACCACGCUUAAAGCUCAGCAGACUCUGCAAUCGCAUGCCCUCCAUCCUUCAGUGCUGCAGAGCGUUCCUCGUGUUCACACAACAUGCUUGACUCAGCCAGCUGCAAAACUAAUGGCCGCACUUGCUCGUGCUAAACGUGACCAAGUCCUGGAAGACGUUCUUCACGAUGGUGCACUGGUCCUUGCGGCGACGCAGCUCCUGGGUGCAGCUGGCCGGGCACGAAGGAAACUUCAAACCCAGCGAAGGGGGGCAGAUCCUGAAGAGGUUCAGCACCGUGGAAGAGGCGUGCCUGGCUGAGCUGAUGACGGACGUCCUGCGCCCCUUUGUGCCCGCCUACCACGGGGUGGUGGAGGUGGGUGGUGAGCGCUACAUCCAGAUGGACGAUCUUCUCCGCGGCCUUCAGAACCCCAGCAUCAUGGACUGCAAGAUGGGCACCAGGACGUACCUGGAGGACGAGGUGUGCAAGGGCCAGCCGUGGCCGGCCCCCCGGCGGGACCUGUACCAGAAGAUGGUGAAGAUCGACCCCUGGGCCCCCACGGCGGAGGAGCGCCGCCAGGGCGCCAUCACCAAGCCGCGCUACAUGCACUGGAGGGAAAACAUCAGCUCCAGCGCUUCCCUGGGGUUCCGGAUCGAGGGGAUCACGAUCGAGGGGGGAGCCGUGCAGCGAGACUUCAAGCAGACGCGGAGCCAGGAUCAGAUCGUCGAGAUUUUUCUGCAGUUUGUGAAGAACCGCGUGGAUGUUCUGGUGAGCUCUCGGGGAAGGAAGAGAGGCACAAUCGCUGGCUCAGAGGCGGGGCCGCGCUUUGGAUCAGUGGCCGAGUCAACGUGUGCGUGGGGGGGUUAUUUUUAUUUUUUGCUAUUCUGUGGCUGUCUGCCCAGCCCAGUGAAGUCCAGAGUUCGGCCACCAAAAAGAAAUAAUCUCUUGGCUUACUCUGUUUCUAGGUUUGUACAAUAUUUGGAACCGUCCGUGAACCCUGAUGACCUUGCUGUGAACAUCAGAUUAAGCCACAAAGAACUAGCCCUGGUUAAAAAUAAUCUAAGUUAGCACGCCGUGCGAAUGCCUCCGCUAGGCCUUUAAGGUGGUUCCGUCAACCCGGCCUAACCUGCGAGGUGUUUCAGCACCUGCCCACAAAGUUCAGCGUUUAACUUUCUUUGCGCCAAGUUAAAAGAAAGCGCUCAGUUGACGGUUACGGAAACGGAUUUGUCGCGUUCACACAACGUACUUUGGUCAUUUCAGGAUCUGGCGGCCACACUCAAACAGGCUAAGCUUAGGGUUCAUUUUGAUCAGUUUUUUUUUCCUCCUUGUGGCUUAGCCAACGGUACACGCUUGGUUAGUUUAUGAUGCAUUGUGUCAGUCUGCUCAGAAAACGUUGGCUAGUUCAGCAGCCGGGCUGUGGGGAUGCAACCCCAGAGAAAAUUCGGGCUCCUCGGUCCAUGCGCGCCAUUUCCCCUCAGCCUGGUGUCCUCAGAUUGACUGGGGCGAGUUCCAGUGGGCAUCGUUGUCCCGCCACUGGAAGACUCCACGUUGGAGAAAGCAGAUGCAGACUUUUGCUAGCUGGGGUGGGCGAGCCACGCUUCGAACUGAAAACCGGCAGGGGUGGCUUAUUCAGCCAACCACGGCUCUGCAAUUUCUGCAAAUACGCCCUCAGUCGUGGCCACCCAAGCCAUUGUUUUAAAGUCGCUCUUAUCUUUAUUUCAAUUUUUUUUCUUGGUGAGGCAUGCUUCUAGGAAGAGACAGGUUUGGGGGGAUCGGGCCCCCACCUCUCCCUCAUUUAAUGCUCGCCUUGCCUUGCAGAAGACCUACCUGGCACGCCUGGAGAAUCUGCGCCAAGCCUUGGCUGAGUCCAUCUUCUUCAAGAGGCAUGAGGUGAUUGCUGGGAACCCCC
This is a messenger RNA of Python bivittatus (Burmese python), 2440 nucleotides long. The record is from RefSeq and is a predicted model, not a curated record. NCBI's taxonomy places the organism in Eukaryota, Metazoa, Chordata, Lepidosauria, Squamata, Pythonidae.